This is a messenger RNA of Aspergillus wentii DTO 134E9, 3155 nucleotides long. Its product is annotated as PalH/RIM21 family protein. The coding region runs from base 413 to 2722 and encodes 769 amino acids. Gene Ontology annotation, cellular component: plasma membrane. NCBI's taxonomy places the organism in Eukaryota, Fungi, Ascomycota, Eurotiomycetes, Eurotiales, Aspergillaceae. The transcript is spliced from 2 exons. The record is from RefSeq and is a predicted model, not a curated record. Gene Ontology annotation, biological process: cellular response to pH.
CUCUUGGUAGCACGUCUGAGUCUGUCUGACUAUUCAUUUACCAUGAGCUGCUGUACAUAGAGUUUUCGCACGAUUUACCUGGUACUUUUCUGAUUGUUGACUCGACUCAUUUAUAUCAACCCGUGAUCUCCUUUCUGCGACGUCGACUGCAACUCCACUGCGCCUGCUCGGCGAACUUGAGACAUCUCUCCUUUACGAUCGCCACUAACGUUAACCCCGUACUUUGCACUUCGAACCCGACCGUACCGUCGCCGGUCGGCAUUCGGCCUACCCACCCCAACGCAAAAGGCAAUAAUGGAGUUUUGAGCGUGCGGUUGAAUCAUCCUCAUUCUGAGAAAGAAAAGAAGAGGUUUAUCUUGAUGGUCCCGAGCUGUCUUGAAGGACGACACGGGAAAAUAACGUUCGUCUGAUCAUGGGGGAUGCUGCACGCAUAACUCCCCGCCAGAUAUGGGCUCAACCAACAUCGACGACUACAAAGACCUACCAGCCCGGCUGUACUCCGUAUCUCCUUCCAAGUGAAGGCCUUUUACAUUUGAAUCGCUCCUAUACGCUCACUCUUACACAAAAUGCCAUCUUCGAACCCUUCUGUACGAACCAUCCCACUGAAACCGGACACGCGUCUCCCGUACUCGACACUGGCGAUCCGUUUUACUCCUCUACAACUCCGCAGCUAUACGCCAUCGCCUGCGCGACAGUCGUCAGCUAUCUUCUCGUCAUUAUCCUUUUUAUAACGCCUCGGACAUUCUACGUCGGUGGCCCCGGCGGUGGUGCCAAUUUUCUGGGUCGACAUGGUAUGAUCAGCGGUUCUUAUAGUGGUAACUCUUCGGUCGUGGGAGUCGGUGGUCGGCCAUGGUUGCAAAAGGUUGCGGCGCUUUUGGUUGCGAUAUCCUUGACUAUUGCAAGCGCAGAUUCUUUUAGGGUGGCUGAACAACAAUAUGACUAUGGGUACUCGGACGCCGAUGCGCUUACAGAGCAAGUUAUCGAUGGGAUGGAGAUUCGAAUUGUUCGGGUUAUUUCCAGCACUUUUCUUUGGCUUGCGCAAGUUCAGACGUUGAUUCGAUUAUUUCCGCGACAUAAGGAGAAAGUUAUGAUUAAAUGGGCCGGGUUCGCAUUGAUCGUUUUGGAUACAACAUUCAGCAUUCUUGACAACUUCCUUGUCCACACUCGCACCACACGGCCUCGACUAUAUGACGAUGCAAUACCCGCGUUGGAUUACUUAUUUGAGCUUGCGCUCAACUUACUCUACGCUGCGUGGGUCAUUUUCUAUUCGAUAUCCAAACAUCGGUUUGCUUUUUUCCACCCGAAAAUGAGGAAUAUAUGCCUGGUCGCCCUUUUAUCUCUAUGCGCGGUUCUCAUACCCGUCGUUUUCUUCGUUCUGGAUAUCGCAAAACAAGAGGUUGCUGGCUGGGGUACUUAUAUACGGUGGGUUGGAUCAGCCGCAGCCAGUGUGGUUGUUUGGGAAUGGGUGGAACGGAUCGAAGCGUUGGAACGAGAUGAAAGAAAGGAUGGUAUCCUCGGGAGGGAAAUAUUUGAUGGCGAUGAGAUGUUGGAAGUGACGCCUUCCGAAGAGGUCGAUUGGCCUCGACAACCAUUCAAUGGCACCGAUAGGGGCGGGGGAACUGGAAUGUCUUCAGGAUGGGGCGGCAUGAUGGGCUUGUCGCACCGGCCAUUGCGGACCCGGGUUGGUAUCCAGCGUGGGAACCGUUAUCUCCCAGCCCAACCGAAUGAGACUCCUGCCGAUCCACGGCGUCGAGAUCCGGCCCGACCUACGCCUCCGCCAGCAGCUAUUACACCAAUUAGCCGGGCUGAUACCACGAGUGCCGCUAGCACGGUUUAUAAUGUUCGCUACCACCCUGUCUCAAGUCCGACGCCCCCUGUCGCGAUGCCACAUAUGGAAGAAGAAGAGGAGGAGCUCGAAGAUCCCAAGGAGAUAACUGGUAUUGAUGAGAGGCAACCGAACAAUGCAGUCGAUGGUGAACUCUUGGCACAGACAACUAGAGAACAAUCCCCUCAAGUUGUCAAUACAGACCACCGAUGGCGGACUCUUUUCAAUCCUUUCAAGAGAAGGCGUGCGUCCCUACCAAGAGAGGUUGCUUCGGCGCAGGCAGAAGAAGAACGGUCUUCUGAAAGAGAGGAACUGGAUUUGGAGGAUGGCAACGAGCAACAUCUUGGAGCCCCGAGAAAUGACCACCUGUUCCACUUCAACCGAAGGGUAAGACCUGGAUCAGGACGACAAGGUGCUGACGCGCCCUUGCCAGUUACUGUCAUUCCUGCUCGACGACGAGGCCAACAUACAUGGUCACCGCAGUGGUUUAACGAUGCCAGUCUUCUCGAACCAGCACAGCACCACCAACCUCAGCCAGGCCGUUCUAAUUUGCCUGUGAGAGUUAUUCCAUCGCAAACUGCGACUGCUGCGCCGUGGAUCACGCCCAACGGAGAGCCAGAUCAAGGUGAUGGAAAUUAUGAGUUGCGCUAUGACCCUGAUGCAGCUGCCCUUAUUGGUCCUGAUGAUUAUUUCUCUGAUCGUCAUUCACCAAAUGUUGCACAACAUGACACCAUCAGGGUCUCUGCUGAGACAUCUGAUCGAUCUGAAGGGCAAUCCCAUAUCGGGACGCCACCACCCCAGGACUCUAGACCGUCCCUCGAUGGACAGCAAUCUCCGCAUCACCAUGGUAGAACAGCAAGCGAGAACGUGUCUGGGCGGCAGGACUCGUCCACCUGAUAAGAAAGCGGCGUAAUGCCAUAAUUCAUCGUGCAUACUUUAUGACGACUGGCGCUGGUGCAUGGGGUGCAUAAUACGGGGGAGUUUUCUGUUUCUGUUUCUCUUCUCAUUCUCAAAUCCGGUUGGUUACUUAGCGAGGAGUAUUUGGGUGGCAUCAAUCAUCUCAGGAAAGAUGGACUAAUUUUCUUCUUCGUUUUUCUUUUUUAUUUUAUUUUAACUUUCCAUUUUCUUCUUAUCUCAGGCAGGGAAGGAUUGGGUAUUAAGGAGAACAAAUUGAUCUCAUGGUACAUUUCGGCUGGCUUUUUAUUGCACAAGGCAGCCACGAAAAGGAAAUGAAGAGGAGUGGAUUUUUGGUGUAUCAAGAUACCCCUGGAUUUAUAUACAUCUAUAAUUAUAUCGCAUUACUAUCAAUAUCAUCAUCAUUGGUUUUAUU